Mya arenaria is the source of this 1936-nucleotide messenger RNA. RefSeq names its product polycystic kidney disease protein 1-like 2. The record is from RefSeq and is a predicted model, not a curated record. NCBI's taxonomy places the organism in Eukaryota, Metazoa, Mollusca, Bivalvia, Myida, Myidae. The transcript has 11 exons. The annotation marks the transcript as partial. Gene Ontology annotation, molecular function: protein binding. Gene Ontology annotation, cellular component: membrane. Gene Ontology annotation, biological process: kidney development.
AGUCGUCAUCAUGCUGUGGAUAGUCUACUUCUUUCUUAUACACUGGGCCAAACGUUAUGACAGGAGGGACAUCGAACAAGUGGGAGUUAUUCCGUGUGUGGACAACAAGCAGGGGGACCAGUAUGUGUAUCUUGUAUGCUUCAUUACCGGCUGGUGGAAACAUGCAGGGACAUCUGCCAAUGUCUACUUCUACAUGACGGGGACUGAUGGAGUGAGUGGAAAGAAGCAUGUGAACACUGCGGACCGAGUGUGCCUGCAGCCGGGGAGUGAAGACUGGUUAGUGGUCACAACAGAGCACAGCUUGGGGCACAUCUCCUCCAUCACAGUCUGGCAUGACAACACAGGAAGCAAUCCACACUGGUACCUGAAUCAGGUUCAUAUCAAGGAUGUUGAGACUGGCUCGUCCUGGAACUACAUCUAUAAUGACUGGCUUGCCGUGGAUAUGGGUUCCCUCCUCUCCACCACAGCUACCAUUGAAGCCACAUCGGAGGAUCAGAUGAGGGUGAAGCUGAAGUACAAGUUCAUGAUCCAGUUUAGCCGGGAGAUAAGGAACGGCCAUUUGUGGAUCAGCAUCUUCUCCAAGUCCCCAGCAAGCCAGUUCACACGCGUUCAGCGGCUCACGUGCGCCCUCUCCCUUCUGCUCUCAACUAUGUUAACCAACCUCAUGUUCUACGGCAUCCCCACGGACGAACCCGCUGACCAGGUGAAGGCUGGGCCCUUCAGUCUCAACCUUACACAGAUUGUUAUUGGAAUAGAGAGCAGUCUCAUAAUGUUUCCAGUGAAUCUUCUUAUAAUACAGCUGUUUAUGAAGGUCAAGCCACGAGAGCGAAAAAUGCGCCGCAAGAUGAAAGAUCCAGAUGAAACAUUCAUUGCCUCAUUCAAUGCAUCCAUGACUGAUAAAGGUUCUACUCGAGAGACAGUGUCUGCAAUGACAGUAGAUUUCGAUUUAAAAAAAAAAAUACAAAGGCAGCUUGAUAUUGAUCUGUUUCGUUUGCUGUAUACAGAUGCUAUCAGAGACCAUUGCAAGGUUGUUCCUAACCUAGUCACAAAACUUUUGAUUGAAAAUCUGCCAGACCGAUUUUCAUGGUCAGUUGCUGGAGAGGCCUUGGAUAUGAAUGUUGUGUUAGACAACCAAGGACAAUUUACACUUGCCCCUCGUGAAAAGGAAACUGGGGGUAAAGAAGAUCUUGCCCUGAAACCAAAUAGGUCUGAUCUAUCGCUCGCAGAUGACUUUUACAAGUCGGCGUUAAAGUUUGAUUCGUGUGGAGAUAUUGGUCACACAACUCGCAGUCCGACUAUCAGCAUGUCGGGAGAUGCUUCUUCACAAACAGCCAGUGAGAUAAAGCGGUUUUCAACAGAAAGCAUUUUUUCAAAGGAUAGGUGUGUCUUGGAUGAGGCUCCCAUUGUGGUGCGCGCAAAGAAAGACCCAAGAUUCCUACCAUGGUGGUUCCUGUAUGUGGCCUGGACAGUUGCUAUAUCAGUGUGUUUGGUGUCCUCCUUCUUUGUGAUGCUCAACGGUCUCAAGUUUGGCUACACGCUCAGCAUUGAGUGGCUCGUCUCCUUCGUCACCGGAUUUUUGCAGAGUGUGCUUGUCCAACAGCCCCUCAAGACGCUGGUCGUGGUAGUACUGCUGACGAUGAUAUUUAAAAAAGACGUGGAGUUUGAGGAUGUUGGAGCAGACAUGGAACUGGACAAUGAUGAGGAAUACUUGUGUUCAGUGAACCCUAAGCCUGACAGCCACCUGUCUGUUGUCCCACCCCUGCCUCAACGCAUGAUGGAAGCCAUCAAACAGAGACUAAAGUUUGAGUUGUUGAUGGACUUGACCAUUUGUGACAUGAUCCUUCACUUUAUCUACCUGACCGUGGUCAUCCUGAUGCUAACUGGACAUCGUAACAUCACCACUAUCUUCCAAACCACACGCGCAGUCCGCACUGUC